This is a messenger RNA of Trifolium pratense (red clover), 1279 nucleotides long. RefSeq names its product epoxide hydrolase A-like. The coding region runs from base 251 to 1210 and encodes 319 amino acids. The transcript has 3 exons. Lineage: Eukaryota; Viridiplantae; Streptophyta; Magnoliopsida; Fabales; Fabaceae. The record is from RefSeq and is a predicted model, not a curated record. Gene Ontology annotation, molecular function: hydrolase activity.
AUAAACGCCGUGUUUCUUUUUUAUAGGUUGGUCAAAUUUCAUAGUACUAAAUUUCUAUUUGUAACCAAAACAAAUUUGGUUAGCAGGAGAAAUUGACAAAUGAGAUUUACCGCCGCCGGUAUAAAUAAAUGUUUCUUCCAUCUGAUAAUAAAUAAUAUGAUUAAUCAUCGUUAUAAUAAUAAUUAAGCCACUCUAUAAAACGAGCUUCCUCCAAAGCCUUUUUCUUCACACUUAAUUAACCAGAAAGAUCAUGGAAGAAAUAGAACACAGAACAGUGGAAGUGAAUGGAAUCAAAAUGCAUAUUGCAGAAAAAGGAAACAAACAAGGACCAGUUGUUCUGUUCCUUCACGGCUUCCCUGAACUUUGGUACUCAUGGCGCCACCAGAUUCUUGCUCUCAGUUCCCUCGGUUACCGUGCCGUGGCACCGGAUUUACGUGGCUUUGGUGACACUGAUGCUCCAUCUUCAGUAAGCAGUUAUACAGGUUUUCAUAUUGUUGGUGACCUGGUUGCUCUUAUAGACUUGCUUGGUGUUGAUCAAGUUUUACUUGUUGCUCAUGAUUGGGGUGCUAUCAUUGGUUGGUAUCUAUGUUUGCUUCGUCCUGAAAGAAUCAAAGCCUAUGUUUGUCUCAGUGUUCCUUUGCUCCAUAGAGACCCUAAAAUCAAAACUCUUGAUGCCAUGCGUGCUGCUCAUGGAGAUGAUUAUUAUAUCUGCAGAUUUCAGGAAGACAAAAUGGAGGCUGAGAUGGCUGAAGUUGGCACUGAAUAUGCAAUUAAAAAUAUGCUCACAAAUCGCACAACUGGUGCACCAAUACUUCCCAAGGGAGAGUAUGGAACUGGACUCAACCCGAAUAUGCCAGACACUUUGCCUUCUUGGCUCACAGAAGAUGACCUUGCUUAUUUUGUCUCCAAAUUUGAGAAAACUGGCUUCACUGGUGGAUUGAACUACUAUAGAAACUUAAACACAAAUUGGGAACUCUUGGCACCAUGGGAUGGAGUGAAAAUCAAGGUGCCUGUGAAAUUCAUUACUGGUGAUUUAGACUCGGUAUACACCUCGCUAAACUUGAAAGAGUAUAUCCAUGGUGGAGGAUUCAAGAAAGAUGUGCCAAAUUUGGAGGAAGUGAUUGUGCAAAAAGGAGUGGCCCACUUCAAUAAUCAAGAAGUGGCAGAGGAAAUUAGUAAUCACAUUUAUGAAUUCAUUAAGAAAUUUUGAGCUAAUCUGCCAAUGAAAUAAAUAAUCAGCUGCUAAGUCUGUUUCUUGAUUCUUGGUAGUUGCACUGCA